Penicillium daleae is the source of this 537-nucleotide messenger RNA. RefSeq lists its product as uncharacterized. The record is from RefSeq and is a predicted model, not a curated record. Lineage: Eukaryota; Fungi; Ascomycota; Eurotiomycetes; Eurotiales; Aspergillaceae. The transcript has a single exon. Bases 1 to 537 code for a protein of 178 amino acids.
AUGUCCGAUCCCUUCGUAUCGAAGGAUGAUGCUUCCAGUGUCUAUAGCCGGUCGCCUGAAUCGCCGAAACUGCCAUCACUAGAGGAAGUGAUACCUCCUUUCAAGUUCAACCUUCCUGAGAUCAACACCCUUGAUCACCAACUUGCAAUGUCUCACGGGACCAGUAUGGCCUUAGAAACUACGCGAUCUCGGUUGCAGCGGUCCAAGAGCAGACACAGAAUGUCGUUACCCGAGCUUCGAGACAGUAAGCUUCGCCAGUGGGAACAGCAAUGGCAUGAAAACGAAUUUUACGCUUCUUGCCGAGAAAAUUUUCUCAGUCUGUCAAAGGCAGCAUUGGAGGUCUCCCAACAGCUCAUACUGCAAUAUCACUUUGAGCCUGAGGUGAAUCCAGUGGGCAACAUCCGCCUGCUGCAAGCAAUCCAAGCUUUGAAGGCCUCGCUGGACGAAUCUAAACGGCGAGAGCUUGAGGCAGAACAAAAUUGGAAGCGAGAGUGGAGGGUUAUUCGUAUCCAACGGUCCCGAAAUUCAUGGAUCUAG